This is a messenger RNA of Pleuronectes platessa (European plaice), 4141 nucleotides long. Its product is annotated as rasGAP-activating-like protein 1. NCBI's taxonomy places the organism in Eukaryota, Metazoa, Chordata, Actinopteri, Pleuronectiformes, Pleuronectidae. Bases 176 to 2638 code for a protein of 820 amino acids. The record is from RefSeq and is a predicted model, not a curated record. Gene Ontology annotation, biological process: negative regulation of Ras protein signal transduction; intracellular signal transduction; regulation of GTPase activity. Gene Ontology annotation, molecular function: GTPase activator activity. The transcript is spliced from 21 exons.
UGGACGCGCGCCUGUGUUGCGCGCUGCUGGAGAGAGAGCCGUGCGCCGUCACGCGCUGAAGGUGCCAUGAAGCGAAGGAAACUGAGUUGCAGCGGAGGAGGAGAGCGCGCUGUAUAAGAGCCCGCACAUGGGGACAUAGGAGGAAUAUUGGAUCAUUACCGCACUCGACUCUAAAAUGGCCCAAAAUACAUCUCUUUAUUUUCGUAUUGUCGAGGGCAGGAACCUCCCCGCCAAAGACGUCUCUGGCACCAGUGAUCCAUACUGUCUUGUAAAAGUUGACAAUGAAGUUGUGGCCAGGACGGCCACAGUGUGGAAGAAUCUCAAUCCUUUCUGGGGUGAAGAGUAUACACUGCACCUCCCGAUGGGUUUCCAUUCCCUCUCCUUCCAUGUCAUGGACGAGGACACCAUUGGGCACGAUGAUGUUAUCGGAAAGAUUUCACUGAAUAAAGAAGCCAUCAGGUCUCCAGCCAAAGGGCUGGAUAACUGGCUGAACCUGACGAGGGUCGACCCUGAUGAAGAAGUCCAGGGAGAGAUCCAUCUGAGUGUGUUGCUGCUGAAAGAUACAGAGAAGAUCAGCCUGCGCUGUCAAAUCAUUGAAGCCAGAGACUUGGCUCCAAGAGACAUCACCGGGACCUCGGAUCCAUUCGCAAGAGUUAUUUUCAACAACCACAGCGCAGAGACCUCGAUUAUCAAGAAAACCCGUUUCCCUCACUGGGGAGAGUCACUGGAGCUGGAGGUGGAUCCAGAGGAGCUGAGUGUGGAAGGAAACAUCACUGUGGAGGUCUGGGACUGGGACAUGGUGGGAAAGAAUGACUUUCUUGGAAAGGUGGAAAUCCCUCUUGCUUGUUUGCACAAGACACCUCUAUUAGAGGGCUGGUUCCGUUUGCUACCCUUGGGAAACAACGAAGUUGAUGCAGGUGGUAAACUGGGAGCGCUGCGUCUGAAGGUGCGUCUGGUGGAGGAUCGCAUCCUGCCAUCUGUGUACUACCAGCCUCUCAUUGACCUCCUGGUUGAGUCAGUCAUCUCGCCCACAGAGGUGGAGGAUAGCAGCGCUCUGACCAUGCUGGAGGAUGUUACCACGGUUGAGAGCCGUCAAGAUGUGGCAAUGACCCUGGUGAAGAUCUACCUGGGCCAGGGCCUAGUGGUGCCUUUCCUGGAUUACCUGAACACGCGGGAGGUCAACCACACCACUGAUCCAAACACUUUGUUCCGCUCCAACUCACUCGCCUCCAAGGCCAUGGAGCAGUUCAUGAAGGCUGUUGGCAUGCUGUAUCUGCAUGAGGUGCUGAAGCCCAUCAUUAAUCGCAUCUUUGAUGAGAAGAAGUACAUCGAGCUGGACCCGUGUAAGAUCGACCUGAACCGCACGAGACGGAUUUCAUUUAAGGGAGCAGUGUCGGAGGCAGAGGUGCGGGACAGCAGUGUGGAGAUGCUGCAAAGCUACUUAACCAGCAUCACCGAAUCUAUUGUGGGCUCAUUCGAUCAGUGUCCUCCGGUCAUGAGAGUGGCCUUCAAACAACUGCACAAGAGAGUAGAGGAGCAAUUUGCUGAGCCCGAGAACGAGGACGUGAAGUAUCUGGCCAUCAGUGGGUUCUUCUUCCUGCGUUUCUUCGCUCCUGCCAUCCUCACGCCUAAACUGUUCCAGCUGAGAGACCAGCACGCGGACACGCGCACGAGCAGAACCCUGUUACUACUGGCCAAGGCGUUGCAAAGUGUCGGGAACCUGGGCAUUCAGCUGGGUCACGGAAAGGAGCAGUGGAUGGCGCCUCUUCAUCCCAUCAUCCUUCGCAGCGUGGCGUCUGUGAAAGACUUCCUCGACAAGUUAAUCGACAUAGACCAUGACAUUGUGUCCGAGGUGCCUCAGAGGGCCGUGUUCAUGCCGUCUGUCACAGUCAAAGAGGGAUUCCUCCACAAACACAAGACAGAGGGGCCCCAGCUGCUGUCCCGCUUCGCCUUCAAGAAACGCUACUUCUGGUUGACCAGUGAGACGCUGUCCUACGCCAAGACCCCUGAGUGGCAGGUGCGCUCCUCCAUCCCCGUGCAGUGCGUGUGUGCCGUGGAGAGGGUGGAUGAAAAUGCCUUUCAGCAGCAGAAUGUAAUGCAGGUCAUCACCCAGGACAACGACGGACAGAUGCACACCAUGUACAUCCAGUGCAAGAACGUGAACGAGCUGAACCAGUGGCUGUCAGCGAUCAGGAAAGUCAGCAUCUACAAUGAGCGCAUGCUGCCCUCUUUCCACCCAGGGGCUCAUCGCAGUGGCAAGUGGACGUGCUGUCUACAGGCAGACCGUGCAGUUACAGGCUGCAGUAGAACCCACUCGGCUGUGACUCUGGGCGACUGGAGCGACCCGCUGGAUCCUGACGUUGAGACUCAGACCAUUUACAAGGAGCUUCUGCAGGGCAGAGAGAAACUGAGGAAAAAAUAUGUGGAGAUGCCGGAUGCUGAUCAGGCGUUGAGCAAUAAAGGAAAGAUCAGCCCUGACGUUCUCCCAGAUGGGGCAGAAUGCAACGUUCAGCUCCUGAAGCCAGGUCAGAGCAUGGUCGCCCGGCUGAUGGCGGUUCUAGAGGAUCUGGAGCAGGCCCACGCCACCUUCCAGCGCAGAGAGAAGCAGGACGCCACCAGUGUCAUUCUGAAUCCCUAGACUCCAUCAUUACACCGGCACCCGCUGAUGGAGAGAGGCAGGGGGCGGGGCUGCAUCCUGAACGAACACAUUUGAGCAUCCGAUAUCCUCCUCCCUCUCGGUUGUCAGGGAGAGAAAGUGGCCCCAGGAUGUGCCCUCCUCCAGCCAUUUAGUUCACGCCUCGCUGUGAAGAGCACAAGAAACUCUCCCAUUUUGAAUCAGUUUGUAUUCCCUGAGCGCCACUGGCUUCAACAGCGCCGGGGAGAGAAGCAUGAUCCGACUCGGAUAUUUUCUAAUGUAUAUAACAAGCAAUCUGUUGCAUGGCCUGCAUCCACUUGUUGUUGAAAUGUGACAAGAAGCUUUUAUAUUUCUAAAGAACCUGUACAGGACCUGGGUCCCACGUUUUUAUGCAAACGGCUUGUUGUAGUGUAAUCUACAGUAACUGAAUGUAAGUUGUUUUCCCAUUAUGCUUUUAUCAACGUUUUCUUUCUUAUUGGGACAAAUUUUAAUGGCGUGGCCGCAAUGUAGCAGUGACAAUAAGAUUAACGGUCAAACCACCAUGAGUUUAUGAAAUGCUGGUGCACAUGCUGCCACAGUAAGACGCUGCCUGCUCGAUAAGAAACAUAAUCAUUUUGAUUGUUGCUUUGGUCCCUUUAGACAAAACAACGUGCUUUUGUUUGGUGCUAUGGCCAGUCCUCCUACAUGUUGGGUUCUGAUGUUAUUUGCAUAUUUAGAAACACUUGAUGUAGCUCCUUCCCUAAAGUCAUAUGGGUAACAUUUACCUAUAAACAAUAUAAAGGCCAUAUACAGAUCCAGAUACCUGAGAUUCUCCCAUUUGAUAAAUGUUUACAUUUCCUUGAGAUUUAGGUGCCACUAUAUUUGGCUUGGAUGUGUCUUAGAUGCCAAAUUUCUUUAUGGACAAUCACAUUUUUAAAUUCACAACCAGUUUUUUCUAUAUCUGUGAGAGACACAAGACACAAGCAUGUCGUAAAAGCCAUUCCCCGUACAGCGAGUAGUGUCAGGGUCUUUCCCCAAAGCGGAGAAGGUCACUGAAGGUCGUAGAGAUCAGUCCAGUGAUCUCUCAUCCAGUCUCAGCAUGUCACCUCCCUCUAGAGCAGAAUUUUUUUCUGGUAAUCAUCAUUUCUACUGUUAGAUGUAUAACUAAAAACUCACAUACCAGACAGAGCCAUAUUUUACAUUGAUAGUUACUUCUUAAGUUUUUUUUUAAUGCUGCCUUGCUUUAAUUGAUUUGCGAUUUCAAUCUUUUCAACACAAAAGUGUUGUUUGUGAAAUUUAUGUUCCCUGAAUAAGGGCUUUUAUUUUGAAAAGAAAAACAUACUGCCUGUACUUUAUUUUGCAAAUAAACCAUGAUGGUUUGUUCCAAGUGAAUUGUUACUGUGAACUAAACACAAUUGUAUUAUUCAGUAAAAUAUUAUUUCAGCUAACAAGUCUAGUGUCAAAUUUUUGCCCUGAAAACCAAAACUUCCCCGUUCACAGUAAAUUAACAGAUUCCUUUCUAGUUAA